GUGACAUUAAAAAGUAGUACGUUUUCUCUACGCGUUUUGUAAAUUCUCUUAUCUAAAUGUGGUAAUAAGCGUUUGUUAUUGGCUAUCUGUAAAACAUACCAAUCUACUCCAGUAAGAAAUAUUGUUGAGUAAAAUUGAUACAGCGAAAUCAUACUGUGUCAAUCCCGCAAUAAAGUAGGUGAAAUGUGAUUGAAUUUGUGUAAAAUAAUCUAAUUAUAUAAGUUAAUGAACUAGUUUAGUUGAUAGCAUCGUCGAGAAAUAGAUAACAGAAACAAAAUGCGGUGGGUGCUAUUAUCAAUAUUUGUGCUGCUGUGCAGUACCUUUGUGGCCCAUGCGUUUGAGGACCAGGCUCUCGAAGACGAUGACUUUGCAGAAUUCGAGCAGUUUGAGGCUGAAGAUGAUGAACUGAUUGCUGAUUUUGCUGAGGACAAGGAGCUUCCUGCUUCGAAGCCGAUUAAGGGUCCAUCUCAGGAACAGUUUGAGGCCAAUGUGGAGACUGAAGACGAGAUAUUAGUUGAGGAUGAAGACAAUGAGUUUGAGCAUUUCCAAGACCCUGAGGAGUUCGAAGGGUUCCAAGACAAUACUCCUCGUAGCUCUGAACAGCCAAAGAUCACUAUUUCUAAGGUUCCUAUAAUGAUCCGUCCUCGGUGGGAUGCCUAUUGGCUGGAGGGUAUUCUCUGCUGCCUCCUAGCUGCGUACGCGCUGGCCUAUGCAGUAGGCCGCGCGAAGAACACGUCAAUCGCCACCAACUUCCUGAAGUUACAUAAGCCACUGCUUGAUGAUAACUUCACUCUAGUUGGAGAGACGGGGUCGGACGUGGUCUGCGCGAGCUCUGAGCGAGGCUGGCGCCGCGAGGCGGAGCACUGCUUUACCAUGUGGUGCAGUGGACGGCUCUGCUGCGAGGGGAUGCUACUCACGCUCAAACUUAUCAAGCGUCAAGACCUGGUGCACGUACUACUGGGUGUAGUCAGACCGACGCCAGACACUCUCCUAGUACGAGUGGAACUAGGUAAAGACGACAGCGAUCCCUUCGUGCUCUGCAUCGCCCAGAAAAAGAUCGCCACCCGCCUCGCCAAGGAAAUGCAGGACCUGACGUCGAACGAGCAGACGAAUUUCCUGACGAGCGUGUUCUGCCCGGAGCGUCGCGCGGGCGACAAGCACGGUCUGCCGGGCGCGCUGUGCGUGCUGUCCGAGUGCGCGGAGGCGGCGGCCGGCCUGCUCGACGCGCGCCUCACUAACGCGCUCACGCUCUACCACGCGCAUCUACAGUACAUACACAUCUCCGACAGAUACUCCGGGCCCAAGCAGAUGGAGGAAACUGCAGUAACGAAGCCCCCAGAGACUGAGAAGGUUAUGCUGAUCAGCUUCGCGCUAGGACCCGACGGCGGCGGCGAGGAGGUGCGCCCCCUACUGCAGCUCGUCUUCCAUCUCAUGGACAAGAUCAAGAGGUUCAGGCUUAGCAAGGAGGCGCUGGCGAAGUGUGAGAAGCGUCGUCAGAAGGUGGCGGAGGCCUGGCUGCGGGGGGCGCACGCCGCGCGACAGGAACAGGCCGCCGCCAGGCGGGAGGAGAAACGCAAGCUCGAGAAGGAACGCAUCCUCGCUGAGGACGAUCCCGAGAAGCAGCGUCGCUGGGAGCUAAAAGAACAAAAACGCCAACAGAAGCGGAAAACGCCGAAAAUGAAACAAUUAAAAGUAAAGGCUCUGUGAUCAUUGAUAGUAGACAGUACGGUCACAGGCGCCACAGCAAUCAGUCACAUGCAAUAUAUACAGUCCUUGUUAUUUAUUAAGUGUUACAUACUCAAUGGCUGCGAAUAAAUGAAUUUUACGUUAUAAUUUGUGUAUUUUCAUUGAAGUUGUAGUUGCAAUAACGUCGUUCGCCAGCGCACCGUACCGUAGAGCGGGGCGCGGGGCGCCUCGGCUGAGCUGCCGGGGGCGCGCUACCGGGUGUCGCCUACGGGGGCGCGCUACCGGGAGCCGCCUACGAGGGCGCGCUACCGGAGGCGUGGAACUACAAACCUAUAUUUGUGCUAGUCUUUCAUGCUACAGCUCGUUCACAUUACUUUUACACUUUCGCGUUUCAUGUUAACAACAUAUUAUUAAGUCUGCUUGCGACCACGACCUGUGCAACCAGGUCGAAACGUCAAGCGUCCCUUCAAAGGUAUUUAAAUUAUUAUUUUUCGCGUGAAUACCCG
This is a messenger RNA of Spodoptera exigua (beet armyworm), 2192 nucleotides long. The record is from the annotation of a GenBank genome assembly. NCBI's taxonomy places the organism in Eukaryota, Metazoa, Arthropoda, Insecta, Lepidoptera, Noctuidae.